Messenger RNA from Electrophorus electricus (electric eel), 4278 nucleotides. RefSeq names its product family with sequence similarity 189 member A2 (gene entrep1). The record is from RefSeq and is a predicted model, not a curated record. Lineage: Eukaryota; Metazoa; Chordata; Actinopteri; Gymnotiformes; Gymnotidae. Gene Ontology annotation, cellular component: membrane.
CUUAGCAAACAAUUUUCUUUUCAAACUUUAGCUCCUCACUCUACAAGUGCUCUGCAUAAGUGAGAAUGUCUUGAUGGAAAAGCAUCAUAGGUAGUGCCUUAUGAAGCCGGUUAGCAGAACACCCAAUAUGCGCAAAGAUGCCAUCAAAGUACAGGAUAGUUACAUUGAAGAAUCAAAAAUCUAACAUAGUCAACAUUUAUCACAGAAUAAUCACGUGUUAUUUAAUUGGUUUCAUGCCCUGGUUUUUUUUUUUUUUUAGUGUAGAAAAACAAAUAGUAGGUGUGUCCAAACGUUUGACUGGACACACCUACUAUUGGAUAAACAUUUUUAUAAUAUCCUAUUGCACCCAUAAUAGCACUGAACAAAAACAACAUUAUUUACACGAUGCUGAUAGAAGAUGGAACAAAUGAAAAUACAGCAGAUAAUAUGCUCCUACAUCCAUAAUAACAACUGAAUCACAUAAAAAUGUUAUGUAAUGAAAAUAUAUGGCCUACUGUAAGAUAAAUAGAUCAGCAAAAUACAUUUUAUUAUUUAUUGUAUUUAAAAAUAUUUUCUUGAUCUGUGCAUAAGUGGCUUCAAUUUAAAUUGUAAUGUUUUAGACUGCAUCGUUCAGAAAUGAAUCCAAGACUGUUGAUUCUUAUCUAACGGUUUAACAAUCUAAUGAAGUCAGACUCCUUGCGUCUGGAUGUGUGUCGACUUCCUUGUUAUUCUAAACGCUAAAGUGUAACGCAAGCCAUUUCAGACCAGGUCUAGGACUAAUCAGGGGGGCUUACCAGAAAUGUCUUAUGGUCACAUAUCAGUCACACUCUCAAGACCAAGCAUUGACACAGUGUCAAAAUAUCAUCAAACCAAACAUCCAAAGUACAAUCCCGUUGACGUAAGAAAAGUUUGUUUCGAAUCGGUUUUUUAUUGAGCACUUUGGUCCUCACUUUUAUGCCAAAUCUGAAUAAUAUGAUUGUUGAAUUCAGCUUUCUAAAGCAAAAAAUGGCUGGUUUUAAAACAGAAUACCAUACAAUACCCUAAAACAAAACAUAGAUUGGUGAACGUGGGGCAUGGGGUGCCAUCUCAUCGACGGCUACACGCGAAUACAUGCUGAAAUGUGCUUGGGCCCCGUUGAGCCGUAAACCAUCGCCACAGAAUACCUUUACUCAACACAUAUUCGGCUCUUGUCAGCAGUAUUUAUAUUUACGGCAUUAUCUUUGUCUUUGUAAACACAUUCUCUACCGCAAAAUAUUUGCAUCCAUUUUUAGGUCAAUUUCUACGUCUUAUUUUAUUAGUUAAACACACUGCAGUACACGCGUACGUAAUUUUAUAAUAAAUAUAAUCAAUAUUCUUCCCUCAUCCGCGCUACUCUGUACGUGGUUGUGGCCUAUUCCCACUCGUCCUCCGUCCUCCGCCUUUCCUGUCUCUCGGCCAAGAAAUGCGAAACGCAAUCCGAGCACCAGGUCACAGAGAGUAGUUAUUUUAAACCCUAAAACUCGGCUACCUCGAAAGAGCAUGGGUAUACAAGCAAUCGGACUGUCAAUCGACAUCGGUUUACUUGACUUGAAGUAAAAUGAAGGAACGCCCGUCAGCGCUUCGCGUCCGUUUACCGCUUGCUGUUCCUUUGCUGCUUGCGCGUUGCCAAUGUCUCUACCAGUAGUCCUGCCUGGAUCUUGCUGCCGAUUAACCGGGGCUUCGUUCGCCCCACACUUUUCAGAUUCGUUUUACAGAAGCCGCGACCGCCGCAUGCCCGCCGCUCCGUCGCGCACGCCUGGAUCUCAGUCCGGGCUCAUCCCGGAGUGGCCGCCCGGCCGACCGCUGCUGUCGCUCGGGCUGCUGCAGCUGGUUCUCGGCUGCGCCAUGGUGGCGCUCUCCUUCGGGGCUCUGUCCCUCAGUAGCUCGCCCCCCAUAAGGAAUUCCUGUCCGUUCUGGGCAGGAUCUUCAGUCAUCCUCUCAGGGAUCAUCGGCCUCACAACAUGGAAGAGACCCAUGCUCUUGCUGGUGAACCUGUUUGUGUUGCUGUCCGUGGUGUGUAUCCUCCUGAACCUGGCAGCCUUCAUCCUUUGCUGCCAGGGAGCUCAGCUGGUGUCCAACUCCAACUUCUGUCAGCUGAGCGAGCGCGGCGACAUCUGCAACUGCUGUGCCGAGAGCCCGAGUAGCCAGUGUCAGGACGAGAAGCUGCUACGCAUUUACGCUGGCCACUCGUGCGAGACCAUGCGAAUACUGCUUAAGAAAGUUCUGUUUGCGCUGUGUGCACUGAACGCGCUGACCACAGCGGUGUGUCUGAUCGCAGCUGCUCUCCGAUACCUCCAGAUCUUCUCUGCCAGACGACCAUGCAUGGUGAGAGGGCCCGGUUCAGUUCCAUUUCACACUGGAAUAAAGGUGGAGGUGCAGAAUGUUCCAGAAGAGAGAGAGGAGCAGCAGCGCUUCUCCGAUCCGGAGGAAUUUGUGCCGCCCGCACCACCUCCAUCCUACUUCUCCACCAUCUACUCCUGUACCCCACGGCUGGCGCGCAGGAUGUUCGGGGACAGCGUGAUCCCACUGCCCCAUAUAUACGGCGCCCGGAUCAAAGGCGUGGAAGUCUUCUGUCCCCUGGACCCCCCUCCCCCUUACGAGGCCGUCGCAGCUGUGGAGACCCCGCCCCUUCUGGUGCAGGGCUCCGAGGCUCAAGUGUCGGAUCCUACAGAAGGGCUUUCGUGCUGCUCUGUGAUGGAUAUAGUAAACGACGGCAGGUGUCUGCCGGGCCCCACCCCAAGCCCCCCACGAUGCCCCGUGCCGCCCGUGCAGGUGCCCAUGGCCGCCAAAGUGAGCAGGAAGGCCCGCAGGCCACGGACGCGCAGGUCCAACAGUGACCCUGUUCUCCUAGACCUGGCUGCCAAAGUAAUGAGGUGUGAGGCGGCUACACAGACGGAAAUGGGGGCGGGGCCAGCCGCUGUCACCAUGCGGCGGGGGCGGGGCCCUCGUCGGCCACGCCCCUCCUCCAUGGUCGACUACCAGAGCUACAGGGACACCAAGCUGCUGGUGGCCCAGUUCCUGCAGCAGUCGUCCUCGUGCAGCCUCACGCGAGAGGUGCGGGAGUUGAUCGACAGCAUCACGAGCGUUCUGCGCUCGGACGAGGAGCACAUGGAGGAGGUGCUGCGCUGCGCCUGCCUCAUAGACCAGGUGAUGUCCGGGAGUGGUGGGUCGUCACGGGCAACCCAGACCAGACAGCCUCGGUGGGACUGCACCUCCAACACGGUGCCCCUACGAAAGCAGCCAGGCCUGCUGCACCUGUGGAGCUGCGGCGACCUCAGCACGUUCACCUUGGCCGAGCUGCACCUGGCCAGCAAGGAGGCUCGGUCGGGCUCGCGGCCUGGAGCCCGACGCCUCCCACAUGAGCGGCCCCACAGCCUGAUGGGAGUGUCCCAGGAAACAGUUAUCUGAAAGCCGAAGAAAGAAAGACUGACGUCUGCUCUGGAGCUAAGGAACAUCUGCCUUCAGCGGCAAGAAGCUGAAACAAAACAGCUGUCAUCAUUUGUGGUUUUUAUUAUUUUUCAACUUAUUUUUUUUUGUUGCAGGGGUGUGUGUGUUUUGUGGGUCGCACUAGAAGUUGGGAGUUUUCUGUAUUGAGUUUUCUGUGCUUUGGCACAGCUGAGAUAAUGCGAUGGAAAGCAACAGAACGAUUAUUGUUAUAUGCUAAUGAUCAUGAUUUCUUACAAAGGAUGUACUCUUUCACAUAAAAUACUAGAACAUGGAUUAAUACAUUGUUUGGUUAAAUUCUUAUAAAAAUGAAACUGGGGCAGUUUUGAGCCUUACAGUCAUCCCAGUUUUCUUGCCCACAAAUAUAUUUUUGAACUUGAUGUGACCUGCAGAUUUGUAAUUAUUUUAUUAAUAUUCUAAACGUAUUGUUUGUACAUUUAUCUUCGGUAUUCCAUCUACUGUCCUACUCGUGGAAUUCAGUGUGCAUGGGUAAUAUGUUUUAAAGGUCAGCGGAGCGGCCUGAAGACUUCCUGCUUCGGAUGUUCACCCUUCAUCGGUUGAAAAUCAAGAUGUGAACUUUAAAGCCAUGACAACCAUGACAAUCAUGUAUCAAAAACAGCAGCUUUCUAUGUCACAGUAAAACAGAAUGAUUGUAGUACAGACUUUGUAGUGAGGACUGGAUUCUUUCAAGGCAAAAGCAACAGGCAUCGUGUGUUUUUCAGUAAGUCAUUUAUUGUUUUUAAAUACUGUUACAAACAUUCCUGCUAUGACGAAGGAAUGUGGCUCAAUAAUUCAUCACAGAAAAGCUAGCAAAUAAAUAAACAUUGCCAUUGCUUU